This is a messenger RNA of Schistosoma intercalatum, 1273 nucleotides long. NCBI's taxonomy places the organism in Eukaryota, Metazoa, Platyhelminthes, Trematoda, Strigeidida, Schistosomatidae. The record is from the annotation of a GenBank genome assembly.
AUCGUGUGGUGCGUUUAACUGUUUCGAACAAUCAGUUUCCAGAUCAAUUGUUCAGUGGCGGGAACUGGUUGACCCUGAGAGUAGUCAUGUUUCCCAUUGAUUGGGUGUGCACUACUGCUCGCUUGGAACCUAUAGAUUAUGUUCGAAAGCCACAGGUUAUCUUACGCUUAAUUAUUGUGAUAUUAGCAGUUGUCAAUAUUGCAAUUGUACAUAACGGCUGCUAUAUUUAUGGGAAGUGCUUGUUUAAUGAAGAUCAGGCAUCUUGUGGAUAUAGUUUGCUUCUUUCUUCGUCAACAUUUAUUCUUUGCCUCGCCUAUCUUUGGUUGGAUUUAAUAGUGGACAAUGUUUCGAGCAUUGACAUACGUUUGCGAAUCGCUAAAUUUGACGUAGUAUUGCCAGGUAUUUGGUCCUUCCUAUGGUUGAUUGCGUUUUGCUUACUUUGCAACCGCUGGCAAAAUACAGAACAAGAUUUUCUCACUCAGAACGACGUUUCACCUAAUGGACCGCGGACUGCUAUUGCAUUCAGUUUUUUCAGUAUGGUUAUAUUAAUUAUUUUGGGAUUUUUCACAUACAAAUUCUAUAAAUCAACUGAAAUACAAUGCUCUAACUUUGCUUACGGAGAAACUGAAAGUUCGCAUGGAUAUCAUGGUUUUACCAGUGACGCGGAUAUGCUCGAUGCGUCGGGACCAGGACCUGUAGAUCCGGAUACACCUGUCGCCCACUCAAAUUUUGAUUACCAAGUGGGUAAUUACCGUGCAGGAUUAGGUGAUGUUUAUUCUGCAGACCCAAUGGGUGGUUAUCAACCUUAAAAUCGUGUAAAGACAGCCAUUUAUUUGUUUUGAAAAGUAUUUGUAUCCUCUCCGGAGCACAUCCUUAAUUUUUUUUGUACCUGUAAGAGUUUGUUUUGUGUUAUUCUGACUGUUUCCUUCUGUUCAUUUAUAUCAUCACUAUGUCUUGUCAUUCAUAUUUGAUAAACUUCACUGAUAUUUAGCAUACAUCCACUACUAACUAUUUGGCUGUAAUAAAUUUAUCUCGUUCAGUACUUUCUUACUUAUAUUUGCACGUUUCUGCUUGCCUCAUAUUAGUUACUCUUCUGGUUUUUAUAUAAUCAUAAUUGUCCAAUAAUCAUUGUUGUUUCUUCGGAUUGUUUAGACAGUCGUAUUCUUGUCAACCAAAAGAUAAACGGCUCCUUUAGGUUUCUCAUUUUCUAAUUUGCAUGAAUAUUCACCAGACGCUGUUGUCAGAGAACUCACCAUAAAUUAUUUUGCAGUUG